Messenger RNA from Saprolegnia parasitica CBS 223.65, 1429 nucleotides. RefSeq lists its product as hypothetical. Gene Ontology annotation, biological process: transcription-coupled nucleotide-excision repair; protein polyubiquitination; proteasome-mediated ubiquitin-dependent protein catabolic process. NCBI's taxonomy places the organism in Eukaryota, Oomycota, Saprolegniomycetes, Saprolegniales, Saprolegniaceae. Gene Ontology annotation, molecular function: protein binding. The transcript is spliced from 7 exons. The record is from RefSeq and is a predicted model, not a curated record. The coding region runs from base 1 to 1365 and encodes 454 amino acids. Gene Ontology annotation, cellular component: Cul4A-RING E3 ubiquitin ligase complex; nucleotide-excision repair complex.
AUGGCGCCGACCAGCGCGUUCGCGUACGUCCUGCGGCGGUCGCUGGGCGAGACGGCGCAUGGCGAGUUCAUCCAUACGUGGCAUGCGGAGGCGUCACGAGACCUGCAGCUCAACCAAGCCAAGGUGCUCCACAAGCAGGGCAUGAACAUCUGGCACAUGGACCUCGAAGCGGCCGAGGACCGGUACCUCCUCGUUGGUACGGGCAUGGGCGCGCUGCAUCUCUACGACAUGGCCGCGCUCGACGUGCCAGGCGUCGUCGCUACCGACAUCAAGCCGCUGUGCUCGAUCAAACCGCUACGCGGCAAGCUGCCAGCGCAGCAGCUGCAGGACCGACCGGGCCAUGCGUCAGGCGUCACAAGCGUGAGCUGGUACCCAGUCGACAAUGGCAUGUUUGUCUCGACGUCGCUCGACGCGUGCGUCAAAGUGUGGGACGCCAACGAGCUCGAAGUCGCGUCGUCGUUCAACCUCACCGAUGCGGUGCACAUGGCCGCGUUCUCGCCCUUGCCGGCGACGGCGCACCUCCUCGCCGUGGGCACCGACCGGCCCGAGGUGCGUCUUGCGGACAUUAGCAUCGGCGCCGCCACGCACCGCCUCGUCGGCCAUCGCGCGUCGAUUCGAUCGCUGGCGUGGUCCAACACGAACGAGUUCCAGUUGGCGUCCGGGGCCACCGACGGCUCGAUUCGCGUCUGGGACAUUCGCCGGUCCGGUGCCACCGCGUGCCUCCUGUGCCUCAACCACGACGGUGCGGCCGACGUCCCUCGACGUAUCGAAGUCGCUUCCUCGUCCAAGAAGCGCAAGAUGAGCCAGGACCCGCACAUUGCGGCUGCCGCGUCGUCGGCGCUCGCCCACACCAAAGCAGUGCAGUCGCUAGCGUUCACGCCAGACGGCCGGUUCCUCGUGAGCUCGGGCGCCGACCGCGCCAUGCGGCUCUGGAACGCCGCGUCGGGCACCCACAUGUUUCAUCAUUAUACAGGCAUCAAGUGCCAUGGGGCCCGUCAUGUGACCGUGGCCAUGGCCCAAGAAGCAAGAAGCGACUCGACCAUGCUGUACCAUCCGGUGGGGAGCCACGGCGUCAUCGCCUCGUAUCUCUUGCACAACACCGAGUCGACCGAGCCGAUCGCCAAGUACACGGGGCACUACAGCCGCGUCACGAGCUGCCUGUACCGCGCGUCGACCCGGGAACUGGUGAGUGGCGGCGAAGAUGGUCUAAUUGCGGUUUGGAGUCCACCAGAACGUACUUUGUUUGCGCCGUCAACCGAGAUCGACGAGCAGGCGGCCGCGCCAAACGAAGAUGCGUGGAGCGACGACGACGACGACGCGGCAGCACGGAGCGAUCGUUUUGUGCCUCCGAUUCUGACGCGGUAACAACUCCAAAUCGAGUUCAUCGUAAACGAUCAGUCAUUCUUGUUACCCUAACCUCCGAGGGUCC